GACAUGUAGAUCCACGCCCAAUUCGGCCUAUGCCACCAACUUCUUACCUAUCUCGCUCCUAUCCAACCUGACGCGUCUCAGGCCUUCAUCCCUUCUCCCCUUUUCAACAUUCUCGUAUCGCGUCGCAGCCAUGAUAAGCUCAGAUCCGGACUCACCAGAGAUACCGCCAUAGCCGGUAGCGUUGAUGACAUCCUGGGCACGCACCACUCGAUACUCCAUGACUGGCAACCCGCGCGUAUAGUGAACGCCAUCUCCGACAUAUUUCCACGUUACGAUGCACUCCUUGAUGCGACAUCUCAAGGGAGGCAACGACGAACCAGAACAAGAACAGCAAGCACCUGACCCGCCUGUCAAGAGAAGUCGAGCAACGGUCAAGCCUCCGCCGAAAGAUCCAAACAUACCAAGGAAGCGCCUGCAAAUCAACAAGAAAUGCCUCUAUGAGCGCCGGUUACCUGGGAACGCGUACAUCUCCGCCCAUGUGAAUCGACUGCAACAUGGCUACUACAAGUCCAACGAACUCCAUCAACCCGUCAUCAACAACCUCUUCUUCGUGUCGGUACACUUUGUCUUCCAUCCCCAUGACCCAGAGUCGCACCGUUUCAAGAGCGCCGAAAUUGAAGUUACCGUUCAUGGCGACGACGGUGACCCCAACACACCCCGGAAGCCAGGCGCAUCGCAUCCGCGCAUCCUGAAGCAUGCACCAGAGCUGAUGUUCGGAUCCGUGUCGCCAGAGAACCUGCAGUGGAAUUUCAGCUUAUCGAGCUCGCUGGGCGUAUCUCAGGCCCCUGUUUCUGCUUCGCUGAACCCGAAAGCAGCUAUGAAGAGCAGCUACAAGGUCUUCCACAUGAUGAGCAUCCAAGGUUCAGUACGAUCAAAGCGAAGCCCACAUGGAUCAGAGUACGAUGUUGAAGACGCCAAGGCCGUUUGGACGCUCACGGAGAACAUGCUUCAGAAAUCAGGUCUACCGCGCGAAUUUGACUUUGUCCUGCUUGUACAGAAGCCGGAAGAUGUCGAGAACAUAUACAUGUCGGUCGAUCUGAACGCGGAUGUCGGAGCCUGGUACGGCACAUAUCCUCAGUGGUACACCAACCUUUCCAAGUAUAUGCCGAAUCAAGAUUGUAUGCUCAGUUUUGAACAUGACAUUGGGCAAAGGUUCCUUCCAAGUCGGCCAGGGCAUGGGUUCAACUUCGCCAAACUGAUGCAUACCCUGGAUGAAUAUGUCAUGAUGCCGGGAACUGUGUAUCCAACACGCGGUACACGGCAAGGGGAGGUCAACAACCCGAAUCUGAUAGAGUAUCAAGAGGCCGACGAGAGCAGAGCCAUUGAAGCUGCUCCGUCCCCACCCCAACCUAAGCAGCCAGCUACGCCUCCGGAUAAGAGUAAGUCGUCCAGAGGAGAUUCUUCUUCACACCAUCGGCGUAGCUCGGUGCCCGAGAACGUGAACAUUCGCGUCGUGCUGGAACAUCAGUAUCCGCAAGGUCUUGAUCCGCGACGCUUUUCGUACUCGCCCUUGAACAAUUUGGAGCCCGUGCGGUAUCCGUCAAUACGGCGCAGAAAGUCACGGACGGGAUUGAAGGAAUACGGUGCGAAGCAAGCCUUGCAUGAGCUUGCCCAAGAUGAAUCAGAAGACAAGGGCGAUAGAUCAAGUGGCGGUGAUAGACUUAGCGGGUAUACAGUGAGGUGAUCGUCAGCAUCUAACGGCGUAGAGUAGUUUAUUCCUACCAACUACAAGCAAAGUACCCGCGUGAGAGCCUAAUAAGACCCGAACUGUGGCGCUGCAAUAUAAAACAGGCAGACGACCACCUUAUCAUUACUCGCGUGAGAACAUGCAGUUCCCAAGACUCGGCUACUUAAGAUCGUCACCAUUAGCGCAAUUUGUGACAGGUUCGUGAAAUGACAGCACACCCCCAUCCAUCAAUCACGCACACCACCUCCUGCACCAGGCAAGCCUCCGUACCUCUCCCCCCAAAUUUCAUCUCCACCUCUCUCCACCAGCUGAGGUAAGCCUCAUCUCCCCUACCGCGCAAUGCCAGUCGUGAAGCUCGCAGGCAAACGCACCACGCCGCCUGAUUGGAUCCUUCCAACAUCCGUCCGGC
Alternaria rosae is the source of this 2096-nucleotide messenger RNA. RefSeq lists its product as uncharacterized. The record is from RefSeq and is a predicted model, not a curated record. The transcript has 2 exons. Lineage: Eukaryota; Fungi; Ascomycota; Dothideomycetes; Pleosporales; Pleosporaceae. The coding region runs from base 275 to 1684 and encodes 469 amino acids.